This is a messenger RNA of Taeniopygia guttata (zebra finch), 4523 nucleotides long. RefSeq names its product inositol-trisphosphate 3-kinase B (gene ITPKB). Gene Ontology annotation, molecular function: inositol hexakisphosphate kinase activity. The record is from RefSeq and is a predicted model, not a curated record. Lineage: Eukaryota; Metazoa; Chordata; Aves; Passeriformes; Estrildidae. Gene Ontology annotation, cellular component: nucleus; cytoplasm. Gene Ontology annotation, biological process: inositol phosphate biosynthetic process; phosphatidylinositol phosphate biosynthetic process.
UUCAACCCCAGACAGGCUCACAACUUCCUUCCUGCUCUCCUACCCCCUCCCUCCGCUCUCCUCCUCCUCGCUGCUCCUCUCCCUCUCCUCCUCCUCCUCCUCCUCCUCCUGCUCCUGCUCUCUCCGCCUUUCCAGCCGCACCGGGAGCGGGCGCCGGGGCUGCCCGGAGCGCGGAGCUGCCCGGAGCGCGGAGCCGCCCGCGCAGCCUUGGCCGCCGAGUCGCGGAGGGGCAGAGCCCGGCGCAGCCGGCCCGCCCCGGGGCGCGGAGAGGCGCUCGGAGCCGCGGAGGGAGCGGGAGUCCCGGCAGCCCCGCGGCGAUGGUUUCGGCAGCGCCCCGCGGCCGCCGGCGGGCGCUGCCGGGCGGCGCGCACUGAGGGCGGGCGCGGAUCUCGACCCCAGCUGUCCCGUUUUAUGAAGCUGCGAGCCAGGGCCAGCCCAGCUCCCCAUUUUCCUGCUGGCGAUGCUGCUGGUCCCGUCGUGGAGAGACCCAGGACAGCCCCGCAGAGCCUGAGUGCCGAGGCGGCAGUGGCGACGGCCCCCCUGUGCUCCCCGGCUGACUACUAUGGCCGUGUACUGCUAUGCGCUCAAUAGCUUGGUGAUGAUGAAUAGCAACAGCGAGGUGACAAGCGGCAGGAGCAAGACGCCGCCUCCUCCCGGACAAGUGCUGCCCAGGGGUCCGGAGACGCCCGGCAGCUGCCGCUCGCUCCCUGUCUUCAGCCCGGCCCCGGUGCCGCCCCGCUCCCCGCGCUGUGGCCCCGCUUUCCUCUUCCCACCACCUGAGGAGCCCCUGCGGCAGCCAGGCAGCCCCGGGGGGCGGCGGGGCAGCCGAGGCGAAGAGGGACAGCCAGAACCCCCCAUGGCACGGCAGCUUCAACGGGAGCUGCACAACGUGCAGGUGAAUCAGAAAGUGGGGCUCUUCGAGGCACACAUCCAGGCACACAGCUCUGCCUCCCAGCCACCCCGGAGCCCCCGGCUAGCCCGGUCCCAUCCGGCCAGCCCCACGGCACCAGUGGUGGGACUUGGAACUGGACCCCGGCCACGAGCCCUCGGAGAGAGCGAGGCCCCUGAUGCUGGUGGGGUGCAGGUUUGUCUGAGCGCUGCAGAGCCCUCCAGGAGGCCAGUGAUGAUGGUGGAGGUGGCAGAGAGCAGCAGCCCACUGGAGCAGUCAGGGCCUGCACCACGGCAAGAGGAGGUGGUGGUGGUCCCCACAGGACUUAAGGGCCAGCACCCAGCCAUCGGUGGCAGCAUCCCUGCCGUCAUUGUCACAGACCUGGGGGGCCCAGAGGAGGAGGCGGGUGCCGUGCCCCCUGGCAGCCUGCCCGUCCGGAAGCUCUCAUCAUCCUCAGCGUCUUCCACUGGCUUCUCCUCGUCCUGGGAGGAGUCUGAGGAGGACAUCUCCAGUGACCCCGAGCGCACCCUGGACCAGACCCCGGCCUUCCUGCAGACCCUGGACCAGCAGAAGCCCCGAGUGAGCAAGUCAUGGAGGAAGAUCAAGAAUAUGGUGCACUGGUCCCCGUUUGUGAUGUCUUUCAAGAAGAAGUACCCUUGGAUCCAGCUAGCGGGACACGCAGGUAGUUUCAAGGCAGCAGCCAAUGGCAGGAUACUGAAGAAGCACUGUGAAUCGGAGCAGCGGUGCCUCGACCGCCUCAUGAACGAUGUCCUGAAGCCCUAUGUCCCUGCCUACCACGGAGAUGUGGUCAAGGAUGGCGAGCGAUACAACCAGAUGGAAGAUCUGCUGGCUGAGUUUGACUCCCCUUGUGUUAUGGACUGCAAAAUGGGGGUCAGAACGUACCUGGAGGAGGAGCUGAUAAAGGCCCGGAAGAAGCCGAGCCUGAGGAAGGACAUGUACCAGAAGAUGAUUGAGGUGGAUCCCGACGCCCCCACUGAGGAGGAGAACGUGCUGCGGGCAGUGACCAAGCCCCGCUACAUGCAGUGGAGGGAGACCAUCAGCUCUACCGCCACGCUGGGCUUCAGGAUCGAGGGGAUAAAGAAGGAGGACGGCACUGUGAACCGGGACUUCAAGAAGACACGGACAAAGGAACAAGUCAUGGAGGCUUUCCGUGAGUUCACCAGAGGAAACAGGAAUGUUUUGAACAGUUACCUUAACCGGUUGAAGGGUAUCCGUGCUACCCUGGAGACAUCCCCGUUCUUCAAGUGCCAUGAGGUAAUUGGGAGCUCUCUCCUCUUCAUUCACGACAAGCAGGAACAAGCCAAAGUCUGGAUGAUUGACUUUGGGAAAACCACCCCACUGCCAGAGGGACAAGUUCUCCAGCACAACGUGCCCUGGGUGGAAGGGAACAGAGAGGAUGGCUACCUCUGGGGGCUGGACAACCUCAUUCAGAUCCUGACAGAGUUGUCCCAGAGCGAAGACUUGCAUUAAAGCCGCGCAUCCGACUCUGCCACUACCCCCAACCUGCCCCUGACUGACUCUUCUGAACUGCACUACAAGACACUUUCCAGCCCUUGCCCUCCCCAUUUGAAAGCUAUUCUCUCCCUAUUUAAUGUGUUUUUGUUGUGGUUUUUUUAGGUUGUCUUGGUUGUUUCCCCCCAUCCCUCCUUGUAAAUAGAGAGCUAACCUGCUACAACAAAAGCUGAACUUGAAACCUUGGCUUUGCAGAGUCAAUGGGAGUAGGUGGCCUGGGGCAGCCCAGUGGGGUUGCUUAGGCAAGUGCAUGCUUUGCCUAUCAUGCUUUUGUCUCUUGCUCAGCCUGAUGUUAAGAGGGCUGGCGGAGGAAGGAGCCUCUUCCUGCACCAAGAUCAUCCUGAAAACACACAGUGACCGUGCCCAGGACCCUCUGGCAGUCAGAGAGUGUGAGCGAGGUGUGGAGAUGGUGAAGGACACUGUAGUGGGAACCCUUUAGUUGUCUCUGCCAGCACCUUUCAGCCCAGGGAGCUGGUUGUGCCAAGUCCUUGAGAGCUGCUAGAAGGGCAGAUUUGGGGUUUAAUUUGUGUUCAAGACAUCUUGUAGAGGUUGCUCAGUUAUUUUUGAGUGGCACUGGAGGGUGAAGGUUUCCCUCCUGCUGCAGAGCCACAUAGUCAGGCACAGGUAUUUGCCAUGGCCAGGCGCUUCCCACCCACAUCCCCCAUGUUGGGUGCCCUGGUGAGCAAAACUUUGGGCUCCUCUCUAGAGCCCCAGCUCCCCCAUUAGGAACUGCUUCCAGCCUAACUUAGCUGGGGUCUCCAAUCCUCCCUAGCUGGGAAAAAUAGCUUAUAAAGGACUACUAUGAGACCUAAAGUAGCCAUCCAGGUCGAUCAGUCUUUUUUGUCAGCAGCUGAGCACAUGUGUAGUGCCACCAAUGCUCACACCAAGCCCAGGGCCACCUUCCUGCCUGGAGCAUGUCUGUAAUUUCCAUCUGCAUCAGGUGAAGGGCACAGCAGCAAGGCAGCACCCGGGUUAGGCAAAGCAGAGCUGGGGUCAGGCAUCCCCAUGCCUUCCCCUUUUCCCAGAGCUGCCUGUGGCUGCACCGCUCCCCAGCAGGCUGCUGCUGUGUGACGGCCCCUGCGCUCCCGCUCCUGUGAAAACACCCAGUUCCCUGUUUAGGGUGGAGGCUAUUUUUUAACUUCCUGGAACAUUUGAAGCGAGCAGCAGCAGGGCUGGUGCGCUAAAGGUCAUCCCUGGAGAGGCUGGCAGGGAGGGGAGGCUGCGGGAGCCUCGCGUCGAGGAACAUGCAGUGCAGGAGGUGGUGCAGGAGCUUGGCAGCCACGAGUCCCUCACCUGCUCCAUCCAUCCCAAACCCAUUGUCCUGUCUCACUCCCCAGAAGCUCCAGAGCCCCUCUGCCGUAGUUUGGUGGGUCCAGCACCCUUGAUGGGGGAGACUCCCUUGCAGCAAUAAGGAGGAGGAGUUGGCCACCAGGCCGUCUGCAGCCAAGCGUCUUUCCCAAGGACUGAAGUUUUCUAAGGUUUUUCUCAGUUCAUAGCUCACCAGACAGGUGUCUUUUGCUCAUCAGAUGCCAUUGUAAAUGGUUGCACUGUUUUAGCUCCUUGCCAGGCUUUCUAGACUAGCCCAUGUAGAAGUGCCUUAUAGACUUUGCCUCUGUUCCAUUAGUGUCAUGGAAAAGGUUGGGGUUUUUUAAGUUAUAUUUAUUUUCAUCCCAUUUUAAUUGCACAAAACACUAAAAUUUAAUGCAUGGAAUCUUUUUUUUUUUUUAACUGUGUUUUUAGUUUUUAAGCCAUGCCUUUUCCAGCUUUGAAGAAAGGGUGUGAACAGAUACCGCGUAGCUAUGUACCACUUACUGCUGUACUUUAGCUUUGAGCUGCUCUUAUAUAUGUAUGUUAUUUUUUAAGCCUGUUUAUAAACCAGAUCCCUUGCUUUGUGGCUUCAGAAGAAGCAGAUUGUUCUUCUCAGAUGUCUUAUGCUUUCCUGGAGGCUGGAAUGGUUGCUGUGAGGGAUUUUCCCUGCUCCCACCACACUUCUCAGUCAUUGGGUAAUACAGAAAAAAAAAUCCAAACCGGUCUGGAACACCAACGCACAGUGCCUGUAAAAAAGUCCAGUAACAUUGCAAAUAAAGGCCUAUGGGAAGCA